UCGUAAGCUUGGUAAUUAAUGUUUUGUUACGAAAAUGGUUGGCUGUUCUAUUCGGAACUGUAAGAGUAGGAGUAUAAAGGGCAGUAUAAUCAGAUUUUAUUCGUUUCCGAAAAAAGAAUCCGUAGCCAAUGAAUGGCUUCGCUAUUGUGGACUGAAAACAAAAUGUAAAAAUGGCAGAGUUUGUUCAAAACAUUUCACGAGUACUGAUUAUAUCAAGCCAUCAUUGAAGCACAUUCUAAUGAAAGAAUCGCCAAGGAGAGUAAGGAUAUUAAAACCAGACGCGAUACCUACUUUACAGAUUGAUAGUGUAGUAAAAUCAAACUCAACUGACUUGUCAGCAAAGUCUACCGUAUGUACCCCCGGACAGACAGACAACUGUGAAACAAAAGAAAAUUAUGAUAUUUCUGCUCCUUCAUGCAAUAUUAAUGUAAAAGUUGAAGUACAUUGUACAUCUGAUAGCGACACGACACCAGCCAACGAUGUUGAGGGCUCUUCAAACGUUGUUGAGGAAAGUGAUAAGGAUAUUACAGUGUCAGCGGCUGAAUAUAAGCUACUUAAAAGGAAAGUUGAAGUACAUUGUACAUCUGAAAGCGACACGACACCAGCCAACAAUGUAGAGGGCUCUUCAAACGUUGUUGAGAAAAGGUAUUAUUGA
Messenger RNA from Cydia amplana, 655 nucleotides. RefSeq lists its product as uncharacterized. The record is from RefSeq and is a predicted model, not a curated record. Lineage: Eukaryota; Metazoa; Arthropoda; Insecta; Lepidoptera; Tortricidae. Gene Ontology annotation, molecular function: sequence-specific DNA binding. Bases 35 to 655 code for a protein of 206 amino acids. The transcript has 3 exons.